Messenger RNA from Scomber japonicus (chub mackerel), 4083 nucleotides. RefSeq names its product EH domain binding protein 1-like 1a (gene ehbp1l1a). NCBI's taxonomy places the organism in Eukaryota, Metazoa, Chordata, Actinopteri, Scombriformes, Scombridae. Gene Ontology annotation, molecular function: protein binding. The transcript has 11 exons. The record is from RefSeq and is a predicted model, not a curated record. The coding region runs from base 11 to 2716 and encodes 901 amino acids.
CAAGGGAAUUAUGACGCAAAACUUAAAUGUUGCAAACAAAGACUCAGUAAAAGGAGUCCAGAUUGACACUACGAUGGCUGAUACAGAAGAAAUAAAGCAGUUAAAUGUAGCUGAUGACACAUUUGUUCAUAUGAUCAAAACUUCUCAGAAAUCAGAGGGUGAGAAAGACAAAAAAGCAACUCUUCCUAUCCCAAGGCCUCGUGUAAAGAAACGUCUCAGUGGGUCCUUCCCAGAUGACUUUACAGCUACAGAGAAGACAUCUCAGUCUGGAGAGGAGGCAGAAGCAGCAAGGCAAGCUGUCCCCAAGGAACUGUCAGCGGUUCAACACAACCAAGACUUUCCCUCUUGUCUGGGUGUCCAACCUCCUACAUCUGGAGAAAAGGAAGCUGCUGUAAAGUUAAGGAGGAGCAAACUGACCAUUAAGAGCAGUGGUCAAGUAGAGGAUCAUAACACUUCAGAGAACACAUCAGGAACCUCAAUCUUGCUUGUACCAAAACCAAGAGUAAAGAAACGUCUCAGUGGUUCGUUCCCAGAUGACACAACAAUUUCUGGCUCACCACCCUCAGGCCUGUCAGACACAGAACCUGACACCACUGGUCAUGAACCAUUCCGACAGAAUGAACAGCCAAACUUGCCUGUUCCAUUGCGUCGAGACAAGAAACGUCUCAGUGCAACUUAUUCAGAUGGCACACCGCCUGCAGAUAAUUUUUUCCCCAUACAAACAGAAUCUUCUCAGAGAAGCACAGAGGAUACAUGGACCACUAGCCAGGAAGCAAAGGAAGGUUCAACAUCACUGGAUUCAAGUGUGAUUUCUGAAGGAGGUUUUGUCAGCAUCCAAGGAGAAGAUUAUGUUGCAUCGGAGGUGGAACGUGACGGGUUAACAGUAUUGGGAGAGGAAGGAUUUGCUCAGUCAGACUCAGUAGAAAAUACUGACACAGAGAAGGCACUGGAUGAAAUAACUGAAGGCUGGACCUUUACAGAUAAACCUGGUGUUACAGAUGACUCAGAGCAAGCUACAGAGGCAAUAUCUGAGCUGGCUGACAUUGAAAAAGUCCUGGAAACAGAGGUUGAUAUUUCCAUAGCUACUACUGUUACAUCUGUUCAGGACGACUGGCUGCAUGUGGAGGAUGUUAAAGGCAGUGAACCAAUGGAAAUAAAGAAGGAUAUGAGGGAUGAAGAGUUGGACUUUGGCUUUGUGACUGUAGAUGUAGCUGCUGGUUGUGUAGAGGAAGAAAGGCAAAAAGAGAGAGCUGGAGAAUCUUCAGGUGAGCCUGUUCCUGUGCUCCGUGGCAAGAAGCGUUUGAGUGGUUCUUACCUAGAUGACAAGUCACAAGUUUCUGGUUUCCACCCAGCCAGUGAACCAACAACACCUCAGAAAAGACCUACAGAUGGGGCUGCCUCUUCAGAAAGUCCAUCGGGCAGUCCAAGAUUAGUGACUUCCAGUCAGUCUCUACUGGAAUGGUGUCAGGAAAUCACACAGGCUCACAAAGGAGUGAGGAUAACCAACUUCAGCACCUCCUGGAGGAAUGGCCUGGCCUUUUGUGCCAUCUUACAUCAUUUCUGCCCAGAGAAGAUUAAUUAUGAAUUACUGGACCCAUAUGACAUCAAGCACAACAACAAAAAGGCCUUUGAUGGCUUUGCAGAACUUGGCAUUUCCAGGCUGAUGGAGCCCUCUGACAUGGUCAUGUUAGCUGUGCCUGACCGUCUCAUUGUCAUGACCUACCUCAGCCAGAUCCGCACCCAUUUCAUGGGCCAGGAGCUCAGUGUGCUUCAUAUAGAUAAGGACAGCAGUGAGUCCAGCUAUGCAGUAGCAGCAGACCGGGAGAUCCACGAGGACACAGAGGAAACUAUUCGCUACUGUGCACAGAGGCUUCAGGAAGAGGGUAUAGCUCUUGAGACUAAUGGGACUGCGGGUACAGCAGAGGACAGUAAAACCAGUAGGGAUGUGGUUCCACCUCCCAGAACCAAACGGUCGCAGGUUGCAGGGGCAGGUGGGGCUCAGGCACCGGUGGCACCACCAAGAACUCAUUUCCUGUCCAAAUCAGGUUUCUCUCAUGUCAAAGAUGCAGAUCUGGUCAAGAAGCGUAGGUCACAGCGGAGGAGUGGGUCAGUAGAAGAAGGAGAACUAUCAGUGGCCAUUGCAGGACAGGAAGACAGUGUAACCCGGAACACAACAGAAACUGGAGAGGCUGUGGCUGAGGAGGGAAGACCAGAGGGCCAGGAUCCCAGACAGUAUGCACUGAGUCAGUUGGAAGCCCUGGAAGUGGAACAAAACCAUAUAGAUAACAGAGCUGGAGUGGUAGAGAGAAAACUCAGACAGCUGAUGGAAACAGGCAGUGACAAGGUGGAGGAGGAGAGGUUGAUUCAGGAAUGGUUUAUGCUGGUCAACAAGAAGAACGCCUUAAUCAGGAGGCAGGAUCAUGUGCAGCUAUUGCUGGAAGAACAAGACUUGGAAAGAAGAUUUGAGUUGUUAAACAAGGAGCUGAGGGACAUGAUGGCCCUUGAAGAUUGGCAGAAGACUCAGGCUCAUAAACACAGGGAGCAGCUGCUCCUUCAGGAAUUGGUGUCACUGGUCAACCAGAGAGAUGAACUGGUCCACAACAUCGAUGCGAAGGAGAGAGGAGCUCUGGAGGAGGAUGAACGUCUGGAACGGGGCCUAGAGCAGCGGAGGAGGAAGUAUGCUAAACAGCAGAAGGAGAAGUGUGUAAUGCAGUGAUUCUGUCGACCACUAGCACCACGUGCUGGUUCAUGUUUCUGAAAGAAAGUGCAUGAUGACAAAACCAAGGAUGGAAUGGUUGUGUUGAGUCCUCUCUCGUCUGCAAAUUAGCAGUAAUAAGGCAAACAAAGCUGAGCCAAGGGAUGUAUUUCUACACAUGGAACCAGUAUGAGGCUGCAGUGUAUUCCCAAUAGAGACCUGAAUGGUCCAAAACCAGAGUGAGGUUCUGGAAACUGUCUCAAUCAACUCGAGUGUUAUUUUUGGUUUGCUUUUCCAUUUGAGUGUCUUCAAAGUGUGGCAUUAGGCUCCAUUUUAUGACCAAAGAUCAGAGUAGUUUAAGUGGCGUCAAUGUCUUGUCCAAUUACCCACUCAGCAAGAGAGGCAUCAAGAGAGCCGCUUGUACCUUUGGACUGUUUGCAGUUUCUGUGCUGUGUUUUUAAGUUGCUACAGAUUGUGAUUGUAGAUAUAAAGUGUGAAAGUGUGUAUGAGAGUGGAAAUGUCCGUUACAGUUUGGUACAGAUAUGAGUUUUCAACAGAUUAGGGUUAGACAUGUUGAUACCUAAGCUUUGGUACCAAUACACCUGAAAUUACAAUAGAAGAAAGCCUGAGAAAUCAUCCCAACUUUACAAACCAUGACAAAGCACGUAGAUUAUCUGUAAGACCAUUUUCAGGUCAGCCACAGGUUUGGUGGAGGUUAGGAUAAUGUUAGGAAAAACUACAUGGUAGGUUGUAGCCUAGGUUAAAAUACCUACAUAUUAACCUUUUUGGUCAUGGUUACAAGAAACCAUUGUGACAAUCAGUAGGAAAUAGGAAACAAACAGUCAUUGCCCAAUGCCAUCAAGACUCCUCAAUCUACUCUAACUUCCUGUCUUUGUGGGUUUCAUUCACACAGCCACAAAAAGUUCUCCUUUGGGUCAACAGAAACAUAGGAUCAUGUUAAGGCAUUUUCUUGUGAAGCCAGUCCUGAAAUGCCACUGAACAAUAAAAGUGACAUGAGUUAUUUCUGAGUUCUGUGUUUGCAGUGACUCUACCAGACUCACCUUUACAAAAGCAUCCAACAUGAGCCAUCAGACAACCAGACAACAACAUUAUUUAAACCACAUAUUACACGUAACUGUCAAUUUGAUGUGAUUGUAGCAUCUUUCAAAGGAUUUUGCAGCUUAAAUUGUUGUCUUCUGUGGUGUCAUUUUCAAAACAGCCACCUGAUGGCGACGAAGCAGAAUAUUAACAAAGCCUAUAGUUUUACAAUUGAAGGGAAUUUUACAUCACCUUCCAUUUCACUUCCAAGUAAUUUAGUUUAGAAUCUACAGUUCAGCACUACCUGCCAUACUCACCAUGUCCCCCCAUGCCUACCUUUAGCAAUUAAU